GGGUUCUAGAGAAACUACACUACUGUAUGAAAGUCGUGCGGUUACCUGCUUUGUUGUGGUUAUGUGAAACCUAAACAAUUAAUGUGUAAAUGUGCCUCAUUGCCCGGUUCGUGUUUUCAUUUCGGAAUGAGAAGCACAGGCUUCAGUAAAAGACAACAGUUCUCAGUGAAACGACAUUGUUCUACUUCAAGCUAUUCACGUAUACGUAACACCCAAAAGUUACAAGUAAACAGAAACCCUGAUGAUGAUUCAAUAGGAUUAAUCAACAGGAAGCUUCCGGGUGAACUGGUAUUAAGGGUUUUUUCAUUUCUCGAUGUAGUUUCUCUCUGCCGAUGUGCUCAGGUAUCAAAGUUAUGGAAUGUUUUAGCAUUGGAUGGUAGUAACUGGCAAAGAGUUGACCUAUUUGAAUUUCAACGAGAUAUCAGUGAGACUGUAAUCCAGAACUUGUCGCGGCGAUGUGGAGGAUUCCUAAAAAGAUUAGGGCUUAAGGGGUGUCAGAGUGUUGGUGAUGGAGCAUUACGAACAUUUUCCUGCGAGUGUAGAAAUAUCGAGGAAUUAAUUCUCGAAGGAUGCAAAAAGAUAUCAGAUAGUCAAGGAUGCGAGAAAAUAGAACAUAUUAAUGUCUCAUGGUGUGGCCAACUUACGCAAAAUGGUGUUAGAAUUUUAUCAGAGGAAUGUUCACAUAUACAAAGUUUUAUUGCAAAAGGAUGUACUUUAAUCCAAGACGAAGGCGUUCAGCACUUAGCCAGAAAUUGUAGAAAUCUACAUACACUUAAUUUACACAGUUGCGAGUUACUAACAGAUGUGGCGAUAAAAGCUGUUGGUGAAAAUUGUUCAGAUCUUCAGUUUUUGUGUGUGUCAGGAUGCCUUCAUCUUACGGACGCUUCUUUACAGGCGCUCGGCGAAGGAUGUCCACAUCUUAGGACUAUAGAAGUAGCGCAGUGUUUGCAAUUGACUGAUGCUGGCUUUAGUAAAUUAGCGAAGGGCUGUCAUAAUUUAGAAAAAAUGGAUUUAGAGGAAUGCGUAUUGAUUACAGAUGCAACCCUCACUAAUCUUUCCACCUGGUGUUCAAAUCUUCGUCAACUGAGUUUGUCUCAUUGUGAACAAAUCAGUGACGACGGUAUUCACAGAUUAAGUGCGGGACACAAUGCUGAAGAAUACCUCGAGGUUUUGGAAUUAGACAAUUGUCCAUCGAUAACAGACACUGCGCUAUAUCAUUUGAAGGACUGUAGAUCAUUGAAAAGGAUAGAGCUUUAUGAUUGUCAGUUAAUUACUCGUGGUGGAAUCCGUAGGCUUAAGAAUCAUCUUCCAAAUUUAAGAGUCCAUGCUUAUUUUGCUCCCGUCACGCCGCCGCCGAGUGUCGGAGGAGGUCGGCGGCGUGUUUGCCGAUGCUGUACAAUAGUAUGACGUAUAUUUCAUGUAUCAUAGAUUUUACAAAAAUUUUAGCCUGUAACUUUAGGUUACUAAACUAGUCAUAUACUUUUAAUCCGCAUUGAUUUUAAUGGCGACAGACAGACUUUUGAAUUCAUGACUAUGUUUUAAUCGCGUCUGGUGGUCUCUUUAGCUCUCUGCUCGUACGAUAAGCAUGCUCAACAAUGACUUUACCAUUUAGGAUAUAUUAUUUUACCUUAUGCUAACGUAUUACAUUCUUUUAGCAUUAUUGUUGGAAAUGAAUAGAAUUUUAUUAAUAAGAGCCUUUGUUGUGGUUCAAAUACUUGUACGUCGCCUGUGGUUGUUCUGGCCCGCAAUUUCGGUUACCUGUUUAUGCUAACGACGAUUUUCAUUUGGCGUUUAACCACUGACACUCACUCAGGUCCUAUUUCUAACCAUGCAUGCGCAACGCAACCAUAAUAUUUCCGUAAGGGUAAUAUUUUCUCUUUCAAACUGUCUUAACUUCUCAUAUUUUUUUUCAAAACUUAUGGAGUAAAUAACGGAGAACGGAGAACAAUUAAUAAAUUAAAAAACUGUAAUAUCUUUGCCCCAAGACGGUACAGCUACAUUAAGUGCUAUAAUGUGCCGUUUAAAAUAUCCAAGUUACUUUCUCAAAAAUUGUUGGUCAAAAAUGUGUACCUGUAUUGACGAAGUUUUUGAACCACAGCAAAAAAUAUCACCAGUUGUUCGAACUUAGUUAAGACAACAGAAAGCACAAUGCUAUAAGCAUGCUAAAAUGGGUUACGGAAGUGCAUGUGUGAUUAAAAUUUUAAACUUGUAUGGAGUAUCUUUCACAAAUCAUUCGCGUAUAGUUACCGUUAAAUGUCGUGAAAUGUGUUGUCCAUGCAUGGAAUAUAGUCUACACCGAUACUAAUUUGUUCAUUACACGCCUAAAAACGAUCAGGUUGAUGCAAUACUGAUUUAUCAAUAAACAGGAUGAAUUUUACAGAUUAUUUGGCUUUGUAUCUAGCGGAAAGGGAAAAGGGAUGAGUUUUAAUUCGAUGUUUUAGUUUUUAUGUAAGAGACACGAAAUCCUCUUCUAUUAUUUUGGAACCAGAUUGUGCGAAAUUAUACAAAUUGCAUUAAUAGUAUUCUCUUUGUGGUUGUUUCCAUUCUUUCUUCUUUUCAUGUGGUUUUAUCUGGUACGUAGGGUAUUCUGUACAACUUAACGGGCCUCGAACAACUGGAAAUGCAUAGUCAUAUAGAUGUAAAUAUUUGUAGAAAGUAUGUAUGUAUAUGGUGUAUAUGGUAUAUAUGGAAUAUGGUUGCGUUUUUUUCUGUUAUAUUAAUUUUCCUGAAUUUUGGCUAUAAUUUAAGACUAUGCUUAUGAGUUAUGGUUUUAUUAUGAUAAAAUAUUUGCCACGGUAUUUUCACAAUUCGGUUAAUUUUUUUCAAGCGGAGGGUAGAGGG
This is a messenger RNA of Dendronephthya gigantea, 2841 nucleotides long. Its product is annotated as F-box/LRR-repeat protein 20-like. The record is from RefSeq and is a predicted model, not a curated record. The coding region runs from base 82 to 1407 and encodes 441 amino acids. The transcript has 15 exons. Gene Ontology annotation, biological process: SCF-dependent proteasomal ubiquitin-dependent protein catabolic process. Gene Ontology annotation, molecular function: protein binding. Gene Ontology annotation, cellular component: SCF ubiquitin ligase complex. NCBI's taxonomy places the organism in Eukaryota, Metazoa, Cnidaria, Anthozoa, Malacalcyonacea, Nephtheidae.